AUGCUUAUGGAGCGGCUCGCGGACUUCGUCAGCAAGUCACUGGAGGGUGGCGAAGCACCCGCGCCCCCGCCCGAGCCCGGGGAGCCCGAAGACGCUGAUGAUGUCGAGGUGGAUAUCACUGAUCUCGAAGACAAAGCGCCGCCGGCGAAGAGGCCGCGCAACUGGCUUUUGUCUCCUGUCCCUGUUCAGCAUUAUAAACGAGAGUCGGCCAAUGAUGAUGACGAUGAUCACAAACACGAUAUUGUGGACAAAUCACCUAAUGGCAACAACGCGGGGGGUGGCAAGCAGCGCCGUUCUAGGACUAACUUCACACUAGAGCAGCUGGGGGAGCUGGAGAGACUGUUCGAUGAGACUCACUACCCCGACGCCUUCAUGCGAGAAGAACUCAGCCAACGUUUGGGGCUUAGCGAAGCAAGAGUACAGGUUUGGUUCCAGAAUCGGCGCGCUAAAUGUCGGAAACAUGAAAGUCAAAUGCACAAAGGUCUGUUAGUGAGCGGCGGCGGUACCCCGUUAGAGCCGUGCCGCGUGGCGCCGUACGUGUCGGUGCCGCGGCUGUCGGCGGUGCCGCGUGCGCCGCCACCGACGCCGCCGCUGCCGCCGCUCGCGCCGCACCCUCCGCCCGCCGCCGCGUUCGCGCCUUUCGACUCGGCGCUGCUCUCAGCUGCUGCACAUCAGUAUGCAAGUGCAGCGGCUGCAGCGGCUGCAGCUCUAUGUCCGCCAUAUGCUAGUUUAGCUGCUCUAGCCGCCCGGUGCCGCUCAUCCUCAAUUGCUGAUUUGAGACUGAAAGCGCGGCGACACGCUGCAGCGCUGGCGGCGGCGAGGGCGACCUCGCCUCCGCCGGUCGCCACUACACCAACCUCAUCACCGGCCGACACAUAGCCGACAAAAAGGAAUAAGUAUUCCUUUAUCAAAAUGAUAUCAAACCAUCUUUACGUUUUGAAUAGAUAUCUCAUACCAUAGUUCCGUUUAGGAAAUAUACCUAGGUAGUACAAAAAGCGUAAGAACUCUAGACCUCAACAACCAGCCUAGAAGCAUUUCAUCUGUGUAUCGACUAAUUACUGGGAAGUGGAAAAAGCUACAUUUUUUAUAUUUUGAUUUCUGCAUUAAGUAAGUAGGUAUAUUUUCUAAACCAUCUAUUAGGUAUGAUAUAUAGAUUACACCGAAACAUCCCUAUUAGUUGUAAAAUGAAAAAGUAUACGGUGUGUUGUUGCUAAUAAUAUGGAUGCCAACUAUAAAUAGAAAACUUAACACUUUUUUUAGUGUUUAUGUAUGAUUGCUUUAUAACUUUUUAUUAAGAGGAAGAAUGGCAUAAAAAAGUAUUCUUUAUUUCCUGGCGAUUUUGAUUCACAAUCAUACCCAUGUAGAUAAAAUAAGAUCGAAGAUGUGUUUAUAAAAUAAGUAAAACUAUUCGCUUGUAAUACUCGUGUAUAAAUCGUUGAAGUUAUGAAUAAAUAAAAAUCUAAUAAUAUUGACCAAAGGAGUAAAUCGGACUGUGAAAUAUUUGUAAAUUAAUAAGCUGUGAUAAGUGUACGAGUGUUGGAAAGGAAGAUCUCAUUUCUUAGUUUUAAGCUUAUUCGUGUAAGUGUUCAUUGUCACUAAUCUUGCGGAUUUAUAUAAAAUAUUAACACUAGAUAUCCAUAACGUUCGGUAAAUGUGUUGUAAAUAAUAUUACUGUUAAGUAGAUGGCACCGCACAAUUUAUUUAAAAAUCAAGUUCGUAUGCUAGUCGGAUAAUCAAAAACAGU
This is a messenger RNA of Manduca sexta (tobacco hornworm), 1744 nucleotides long. Its product is annotated as short stature homeobox protein 2. Gene Ontology annotation, cellular component: nucleus. Gene Ontology annotation, biological process: regulation of transcription by RNA polymerase II. The record is from RefSeq and is a predicted model, not a curated record. NCBI's taxonomy places the organism in Eukaryota, Metazoa, Arthropoda, Insecta, Lepidoptera, Sphingidae. The coding region runs from base 1 to 879 and encodes 292 amino acids. Gene Ontology annotation, molecular function: DNA-binding transcription factor activity, RNA polymerase II-specific; sequence-specific double-stranded DNA binding. The transcript has 5 exons.